Molecule: messenger RNA, 715 nt
Organism: Solanum pennellii
Lineage: Eukaryota; Viridiplantae; Streptophyta; Magnoliopsida; Solanales; Solanaceae
Product: low-temperature-induced 65 kDa protein-like
Exons: 3
Coding region: 6-587 (193 amino acids)
Biological process (GO): response to abscisic acid; response to stress
Source: RefSeq, a predicted model, not a curated record
AUUUUAUGGAGGCUCAACAAUACCGUGCUAAUGAAAAAGAUGAAGAUGAAUUAGUGAUGGAGGGGGAUAAAAUUGGAUUAAAAAUAAAAUUAGAAGAUGAUCCAAAUGCACCAAAAGAGGAUAAGUCUGCUUCUAAUUAUCAGACUAAAGUUACUGAUCCAACAGGCGCUAAUAGCGAGGAGGUGGGAGCUACUCCGCUUGUAGAGUCAUUCGAGAAAAUGAGCGUAAAGGAAGAAACUAAGCCGGAGAAAGGAGCGUCAAUGAAGAACUACUUGGCAGAGAAAUUCAAGCCUCGAGAUGAAGAUAAGGCACUCUCUGAGAUGAUUUCAGGCAAACUUUCGGGACGGAAGGAUAAAACCGAGGGUUCUGAACAGGUCGAACCAACAGAAGAAGUGGAAAAACCGGAGGGCGUGGCGACACAAAAAGGUUCAACCGACGAACAGAGGGACGCGGCUGGCGUUGCAGCGACAACGCAUGUUGAAGGUGCAGGAAAGAGUAUGAUAAAUAGGCUUAAAGGUGUUGCUAGUUCAUGGCUUCACAAAGCACCACCAGCACAGACUCCUACUAGUACCACACAUGGUUCUUAAUUAGUUAGUUAUAUAAAUGUUUCUUUAUAUGUUGGUUUGUCUUGUGUUUGUUUUGCUAGGUGUAUGGUUUGACCUAAAAUUAUAAUGAGUUGUGUAAAUAGACUAUGAAGGUUCAAUUUUGUUUCGAA